Molecule: messenger RNA, 919 nt
Organism: Annulohypoxylon truncatum
Lineage: Eukaryota; Fungi; Ascomycota; Sordariomycetes; Xylariales; Hypoxylaceae
Product: nascent polypeptide-associated complex, alpha subunit
Exons: 4
Coding region: 55-669 (204 amino acids)
Biological process (GO): protein targeting to membrane
Cellular component (GO): nascent polypeptide-associated complex; cytoplasm
Source: RefSeq, a predicted model, not a curated record
UUCUCCCUCUCCCUCUCUGUUUAAAUAAAAAAGUCACCUAGUUUUAUAUUCAAUAUGGCCAACCCGAGGGUCGAGGAACUACCCGACGACGAGCCUAAGAAGGUCUCCGUCGAGGAGCAUGACGACGACGACAGUUCCGAUUCCGAGAUUGAGGUAGGCGACGGUGGUGCUGCGGGCUCUACGGCCGUCGUGCAUUCCCGUAACGAGAAGAAGGCACGAAAGGCUAUUGAGAAGCUCCACCUCACCCGCGUUACCGGCAUCACUCGAGUGACCCUUCGAAGACCCAAGAACAUCCUGUUUGUCAUCAACAACCCGGAAGUUUACAAGUCGCCCAACAGCAACACCUACAUCGUUUUCGGCGAGGCCAAGAUUGAGGACUUGAACUCGGCAGCCCAGCAAGCCGCCGCCCAGUCCCUUGCGGCUCCUGGUGGUGACCACGACCACGCGGGUCACGACCAUAGCCAUGGCGAGCCUAGCAAGGCGGUCGAGGGUGCCGAGGAUAAGAAGGAUGACGACGACGAUGACGAGGAAGUCGAUGCCGAGGGACUUGAGGACAAGGACAUCGAGCUGGUUAUGACUCAAGCCAACGUUAAGCGUAACAAGGCCAUUAAAGCCUUGAAAGAGAACGACAAUGACAUAGUCAAUUCGAUUAUGGCGUUGAGCGUUUAAUGACCGAACCCAGGCACAGAUAAUGUCCAUUUAGGUAUGGAGCAUGGGGGUCUGGAAUUUGGGUUCUUUUUCUUCGGCCAGAUGCAUUGCGACAACGGAAAAUGUAUGCAUGGGGAAAAGGAAUGUCGGCUUGCUGUGUAUUACAGUCUACAAUACCUUACAAUGGAUUCUUAAGCCGUCGUGAAUGUCUACCGCCUCGAGUUCGAUUGUGAUCGAGUGUCCUCCUAUGACCGAAUUCCUUGUGCGAUUG